Molecule: messenger RNA, 1176 nt
Organism: Musca domestica (house fly)
Lineage: Eukaryota; Metazoa; Arthropoda; Insecta; Diptera; Muscidae
Product: cobalamin trafficking protein CblD
Exons: 4
Coding region: 207-1019 (270 amino acids)
Biological process (GO): cobalamin metabolic process
Cellular component (GO): mitochondrion
Source: RefSeq, a predicted model, not a curated record
CUGUUUUUAUUAGUGUGUAAACUUGCGAUAUAUAAUAGUCAUAAUAGUCUGCAAAAUUGGAUUGGAACUGGGCAAAAAAUUAAAUUCGUUUUAUUUUCGACACAUAGCCUUGUUUAUUUGAAUCUGAACAAAAAUAGUCUUGAUACGAAACAAAGAGAACUGCAGCAUACAAAAUUUGAGAAGAAACGUAUGGAGGUGGUUUAAAAAUGUCCUAUUCCUUAUUGCGAUUUGUACGUUGUACUGGAGCUGCCUCACUGCGCAUAACCAAUACACAAUAUCCCUUCACCUUGUACCUGCUGCCAAUUCGCCCAAAUAAUUACUGUAUUGUGGCACAUUACUCCAGACGCAGCGAUUCAAAAAACCUUGAGUCAGCUUUCAAGGUUGUCAAAUCAAAAGUUCGUGUAGAAGAAUUCUUGGGCGGUGAAUGUGGACCUAAUUGGGAACUGUUGGCUCCUAAGGGAAAUAGAUUUUUCUUAAAAAAUGCUGUUGGACCAGCUUGGCAGGGUGCUUCGAGCACAAUCACUUUGGACGCUCCAUUAGAAUCGCUGGUCGAUUUCGAUGGAAAGCAGAACGAACAUAAGUCCCGAUUGGAAUUCUCGGUAGCCCAAUGCCCAUCAUUAAUUAAGAAAUCGCUACAUGAACUCUUUCCGGCUCCAGAAGUGGUAUCUAGUGAAAAAUUAACUUUGUUAACAUUAACAUUCAAUGGCGAUUCGGAGCAAGGGGCAAGGAAGUUUGUUUUGGCCGCCCGUGAAAUUUCUUCUCGCCUUCGUUUACAUGGAUUUUGGGCGGAUUUCAUGAAUCCAUUUAGUGGAAAGCCCUUUUACUCCUGGGCCAGUGGUAAAAACCUGUAUAAAAUUGACAAACGAUUCCGCGGACUCAAUAUGAAAUUGAAGAAACACAAUGAUUGUGUUGUUAUUACACCAGACGAGAAUGUCGAGAAGACAUUUUCUGGUUCUAUUUACACCAACGCACCUUCCGACUAUUCAGAAAUUAAGUCAUUAAUCGAUAAUCAGGUUUAACGAAUGCAGUGGUUAUUCUUAAAUAAGGAAGAAUUGUUGCUUUCAUACUACCAACCAAAAACAAGAAAAUUGUCAGGUAUUUUUCAUUAAGUUUACCCCCUUUGUUGAUAUUGUUUUAGAUAAUCUUAAUAACUAAAUAAAUUAUUACCAGAUUGUA